Molecule: messenger RNA, 3858 nt
Organism: Magallana angulata
Lineage: Eukaryota; Metazoa; Mollusca; Bivalvia; Ostreida; Ostreidae
Product: neuronal acetylcholine receptor subunit alpha-10-like
Exons: 9
Coding region: 508-2073 (521 amino acids)
Biological process (GO): signal transduction; monoatomic ion transmembrane transport; regulation of membrane potential
Cellular component (GO): postsynaptic membrane; neuron projection; synapse
Molecular function (GO): acetylcholine-gated monoatomic cation-selective channel activity; transmembrane signaling receptor activity
Source: RefSeq, a predicted model, not a curated record
GGGGGAAAAUAUUAUCAGCGUUACGAAAUAAAACAAAAAGUAUAAGGAUGGAGACUUAAUAGCAAUCAUUUUUCAUACUGGUUACGUGUUAUCAACAGUUCCUCGCGUUGAAGAAAUUGUAACGGUAUUAUCUUAAAGUUGCAACACAGUUUAUUGUUUGGCAAGACAUAUAUAAAACAGUAUGGUGUGAUGGCAAUUUAAGCUGAUCAGACGAGAUUAGAGCGGGAAGGUAUAACCACAAGGUUAGCUAGAAACGUACUGAACAGGAGGGGGGAGAAAUGUAUGUUUAAAUAUACAUGACUUCAAGAGAGUAUAUGUGAACGGAGUUAUAUAAGUAAAUUAGUGUGCGUUUGUUUAUGGCUCUUCAUGAAUACUCCUCCGAAUUGGAUUUCUCCUUCCAACAGGACUAGUUUGGUCUUCACUAGAUCUUCAACCUCUAUCAUGGCCUAAGGACACUGUUGCGAUCUCCUUCUAGAAAUUUGACGAAAGUGAAACCCUUCGCAGAGAAUGGAUGUAAAAUGGACACUUAAAAUUUUGCAAACCUUUCUGUGCUGGAAUUUUUUUAUGACCGUCUUCAAAUGUAGAGGAACUGGGUAUUCAAGCAGCAGCACCGAGUUUUCCUACGAGGAUCGGGUGAUAAAGCACCUGCUCCGGAAGUAUGAGGAAAGGGGGAAAUUCGGACGGCCAGUACAGAACUACUCUGACAUCAUUAACGUGACCUUCGGCCUACAGUUAGUCCAGAUUAUGAAUUUGGAUGAGAGGAAGCAAAUUCUUACUCUUAACGUUUGGACGAAUUAUCAAUGGAAAGAUGUUCAUCUAAGAUGGAAUGUCACAGAGUUUCACGGAGUGAAGAAAAUCAACAUUCCUGCAACAGAAAUAUGGACUCCAGAUCUACGAUUAUACAAUUUUGCUGAUGAACGUCUCCAUGAAAGACGAGACUCACUCUGCAUCGUUGAUAGUUACGGGGGUGUAUCGUGGAUCCCACAAGCUGUAUUCAAGAGUUCGUGCGACAUUGACGUGAAAGCCUUUCCCUUCGAUAAACAAAGCUGUCACCUCAAAUUCGGAUCUUGGACUUACGACGGUUUACAACUAGACUUAUACUUCAAAAAUGAUAUAGAAGAGAUGGACAUGAGCGAGUUUCAGACAAGUAACGUCUGGCAUGUAAUUUCAGCCGUCGCAAAGCGAAAUGUGAAAACAUAUACUUGUUGUGCUGAGCCUUUUAUCGACUUAACAUUCUGGAUUACAAUUCGACGAAAGGCGACGUUUUAUGCCUACACGCUCAUUUUACCGUGUGUCUUGUUGACGUCACUGACGCUUAUUUUGUUCUGGAUCCCAGCAGAAUCUCCCGCCAAACUUACGCUGGGCAUGAGCACUUUUAUGGCGUUCUUUAUCUUACUGAUUAUCUUUGAGGCCAACCUACCGCCCGCUGCCACCUCCUUCCCGGUUAUAGGAAUGAGUAUAUUCAUGGCUUACUUCGUUCUGUUGUCCAUCUUCCAACGUAAUAUACCACCGUCUGAAACGUCCCCAGUUUUAGGUACCUAUUACUGUGUUAACAUGGUGUUGAUCACAAUGUCUUCAUUCCUAUGCGUUUUUGUUGUCAACAUGUCCGUCACCGGAACCAGGUACCCGGUGCACCUUCCCAAGACGCUUAAGAAGGUCAUGUUUUCGUAUAUCGCACGAGCGUUAUGCAUGGACAACAUUGUCAAACCUUUCAUGGAGGACGGUCACGUGACCUGCCCUACCACCUCCAGGCGCUACAUGGGUGUGAAUGGUGAUGGGAGCAAGUUUACCAAUGACUGGAAAGGGUCCAGUGAAACGCUGAUUACAGUUCAGAAAGACAGCUCUAACGAACUAGCCGUUAUUCAUACAAAAGUUAAUGAGAUUCGGAACUUUAUAAAACUUUAUAAAGAGAGGCUGGAAGAAAAAGAUAGAAAAGAAAAAAUAGCAAAGGAGUGGAAAGUCCUUGCGUUGAUUUUCGAUCGAAUUUUCUUUAUCAUUUAUAUUACGACAAUUAUUGUUUCGUUAAUGGUUGUGCUACCUAUUAUAUUUGACAGUGACAUCGAAGAAAAGUGAAUUAAAACCUUCACCUAAACAUCACGAAAUGCAAUAAUGGUUCUUCGCAAGCAAUCUCUCCCCAUCAUUUUAACCUGUUCUUAAAAUAUUGCAUUUGUUCUAAAAAUGUCAUACAUCGGAGUUACGUCAUCUGAGUCAUCAAAUGCUUCAUAAGGCUGUAAAUAUCAUCAUACCAAUAGUUAUUAUCACAGGAAAAACACAUAGUCAUGCUCAUCUAUUUCCUUUGACUCAUUUUGAUGUAUGUAUUAGGAAGACGUUUUCACAAAAAUAUGUCUGCUUUGCAUCCGUUUGAACAUAAGGAAAACUUAGAACUGAAAAUAAGAUUACCUAGAUGUAAAGUUUUACAUAAAAAUAUGAAGAGGUAUAAUUAUAAUAUGAUGUUUAGUCAGUUAUAUAUUUGCCCACUGGUUUAUUUAAUUUCAAAUUCGAAUUAAUUUUAAGUUUUAAAAAUUGUUCCUAAUAUGAAUAUGAUUAUAUAAAAAAGUGUUAACUUUAUUCCUAGAAUUGCUUACACAUUAAGAGCAAUAAUAAAUUAUUUUUGUUCUUUUUUAAUUUAAAUAUUUUAUUGUCCAAGACAACUUUAACAUUUAUUUAUAUAAAUUAUUUCUAAUGCGAUCACUAUUCUGACAAUCUUUCGAUGUUCAUGAUGGCUUCAUUGUCGACACCAGUUUAUUUGAAAGUUUAUUUUUUAUGUACAAAGUACAGUAAAACACGGUUAUAGCGAACACGCUUAUAAUGAAUUGACGCUUACAGAGAAGUGAAUUUCAUUCCCCAAGUCUCUAUUUCAUGUGUAAACUUGACGGAUAUAACGAAUUACGCUUAUAACGAAGUUAAAUUGCCCGUCUCUGGGACUUCGUUAUAAGCGUGUUUUACUGUAUUUUAAUAAUAUUCACACUGAUAGGUUUUCUUUUUCUGUUAUACUAGUAAUCUGAACAUGUUAUAUGCAAUGAUGAAAAGAAGUUUUCAUGAGAGUGUAAUUAAAUUUAAGUCACUCAUUCAUUUAAUUUUAACACGAUGCACGUAAUUAUAUAUUCUGAGUAGUGAUUAUAGUAUGUAUGAAGACAAAAAAAAAUUAAGAAUGUGAGAGAAUUUAUUCGUUGUUGAAUUAAUGUAAAUAGCCAAAGAACAACAUGCUAAUGAAAACUAAUACAACAAAUAUUGUUAUGAUAUCAAUUUGAUUAUGAUUUGUCAAAGAAAACUUUUAAAAAGGAUGAUCAAUAGUCCAAUCCACACUUUGCAGAAGUUGUUUCCCGUUGCGGGUUCAAACGGUCAAACCAAACUUUUUCCUUUUCUAUGCUAACAAAUAUUUGAGCCUCCUGUGAUGAAAUCUCUUUGAAUUUAAUGUAUUCUAUCGUUGUGUGGGUUGUCCCAUCUUGGGGCAAUCUAAAUACAAAACGGACAUGUAAGAAACGGAGAGAAAUCUAUGGGUUUUCCCACAAAGAUGGCGCCCAAGGGACAUUAUGAUAACUUUUUUAAAGUGUGGAUUGGUCUAUGGAAUCUUCCCUCGUCUUAUAACUGAUUUUGUUAAUUGAAUCCUCCAGAAAUAUGUUUUACUGUUUCUUACCUAAUAAGUUAACAGUUGUUCCUGUUGCAAAAGUGCGAUUAAUGAUUUAGGAUGCCAAAAGAGUGUCGAGUAGAAUUUUGUGUUAGAAGUGAAUGAAAAAAAAUCAUUUAAUGUGAAUUUACUUUAAAUGAUUAUUUUACUUCAAAAUAAAACUUGAAUUUAUGAAUAAUUUCUUACACAUUCUAAUAGUUUACAUUUUACACAAUAAAUGUAAAAAUGUG